Talaromyces proteolyticus is the source of this 6393-nucleotide messenger RNA. RefSeq names its product putative polyketide synthase. Gene Ontology annotation, molecular function: phosphopantetheine binding; fatty acid synthase activity; 3-oxoacyl-[acyl-carrier-protein] synthase activity. Gene Ontology annotation, biological process: secondary metabolite biosynthetic process; fatty acid biosynthetic process. The coding region runs from base 1 to 6393 and encodes 2130 amino acids. The transcript is spliced from 3 exons. Lineage: Eukaryota; Fungi; Ascomycota; Eurotiomycetes; Eurotiales; Trichocomaceae. The record is from RefSeq and is a predicted model, not a curated record.
AUGGCUCCAGCAACAGAUAUGGAAUUGUUCCUAUGUGGCCCUCAGGCUCGCCUACCUCCUCCACAAGAAUUAAGCGAACUUCGUCAAAUCUUGUUAAAUCAGAAGACCUUUUCCGAAUCUUUAACAGCCACUUUGAAAGCCCUACCCGACCUUCUUCAGCAACUGACAACUUUUGACAGCACUUUGAAACAGGUCCCCGCGGCUGCAUCAAUCGACUUCCUUUUGCAAUGGCUAGAUUCAGGACUUCUAUCUCAGCCUUUAGACUCUCUCCUUAAUGUUGCCUCUUUGCCUUUUGCUGUUCUCUUGCAGAUUGCCCUCUUUUUCAAACACUUGACCAAACACAACAUUGGUCCGGAUUACAGCCAGACAAUCCAAUCAUUGCAAGAGUAUGGCGUCCAAGGCUUCUGCACAGGCUUCCUUACCGCUGCUGCCAUAAGCUUUUCUGAGAAUGAGGAGCAAUUGGCUGCAUUUACCGCUAUUAGCGUGCGGCUUGCUACAUGCAUUGGGCUUUAUAUUGACCAAAAUGCCUUAUAUGCUGAGCCAUCGAGUCCCGUCUGUGCUGUGUCUAUUCGAUGGAAGGAAGGGCAAUUUUCGAAAUCUCAAGUCGAAAAGCUCCUGACUGGCUAUACAAAUGCUUAUAUCUCAUGCAUCACUGAUAUCACAUGUGUCACAAUCACUGCCCAAGCCAGUGACGAGAACCUGUUGAUCGAAGCACUUAGAGAUGCUGGCCUUCGUGCCAAGACGAUCAGUAUCAACGGCCGUUUUCAUUCUGCUUCUGACCACGCCACUACGGCGCAAAACCUGAAGACAUUUGCAAAAUCCGUCAAAGGUCUUCAAUACCCUGAAGCCUCACAACUCAAAGCCCCGCUUCGGAAAAACGACACCGGGGGGGUCAUCACGGGCGCUGAUUAUAUCACUGAUAUUGCCAUUGAGAACAUCCUGCUUCAUACGGCUGACUGGUACACGACCGUGCGCAACACUCUUGGUGAUUCCUCCACCGACCGCCCUAGGGUGACCACUUUUGCGUUUGAAAAGGGUGUCUUACCUCUCAGUCUCGAUACUACUUACAAUUUCAAUAAUGUUAAUGGUAUCAACGGUGUGAAUGUUGUCGAUAAUGUCAACGGUGUUAAUGGCGUCAACGAGAGUCUCAACGCUAAAUAUCCUCCGCAUUCAGUCGCGGUCGUUGGCAUGGCAUGUCGUUUUCCAGGCGCAGUCGACGUCAAUGAAUUCUGGGAUCUUUUGGAGUCUGGCGUAUCAAUGGUUCGAGAGGUACCCUCAGAUCGAUUGAAUCUGGAUAGUCAGCGGUUGGCAGGUUAUGGGAACACUAAGUUCUGGGGCAAUUUCAUCGAUGACCCUGAGAGCUUUGACCACCGUUUCUUUAAGAAAUCAUCCCGUGAAGCAGUCUCGUGGGACCCCGAGAAAAGGAUUCUGCUAGAAGUUGUUUAUCAAGCCUUGGAAUCUGCUGGCCAUUUCGGACCUGCGGGUACAGAUCGCCCAAAUGACUAUGGGUGUUACAUUGGCGCUGUUGCUAACAAUUACUACGAUAACGUUGCCUGCCAUCCACCGAAUGCCUACUCUAUGCUAGGGACCUCGAGAGCAUUUUUCAGUGGCCGCAUUUCUCACCAAUUCGGCUUCACCGGCCCCGCAAUGACUAUUGAUACUGCAUGUUCUUCAUCCCUAGUCGCAAUCAAUACCGCUUGCCGAGCAAUUCAGUCUGGCGAAUGUUCACGAGCAAUCGCAGGUGGAACAAAUAUCUUCACCAGUCCCUUUGAUUACCAGAACCUGGCUGCUGCCGGAUUCCUGAGUCCAUCAGGCGCUUGUAAACCAUUCGAUGCAUCGGCCGACGGCUAUUGCCGUGGAGAAGGUGUUGCUGCGGUAGUUCUCAAACCUCUUUCGAGUGCUAUUAAUGAAGGCGAUAAUAUUUUAGGUGUGAUUGUCGGAUCGGCUGUCAAUCAAAAUCAUAAUGAUGCUCAUAUCACUGUUCCAUGCUCUUCAUCGCAAACAACGGUGUACAAAAAGGUGCUUGACAUGGCCAGCGCUCCAGCUUCUAGCGUUACCUAUGUUGAAGCUCAUGGCACUGGAACGCAAAUUGGGGAUCCAAUCGAAUGCCAGAGUAUCCGCGACGCCUUUGGAGGCUCUGACCGUAAAGAUAUUCUGCACUUCGGAUCUGUCAAGGGCCAUAUUGGUCAUACAGAAGCAUCGGCCGGUGUAGCUGGGCUUAUCAAGAUCCUUCUCAUGAUGCAACGCAAUACUAUACUUGGACAGGCAAGCUAUAGCAAUCUCAACCCAAAAAUACCCGUGCUUGAGCCCGACAUGAUGGCUAUUCCAAAAAACUGUCAGCCCUGGAAGACACCUUCGAAGCUUGCUUGCAUUAACAGCUACGGUGCCGCUGGAAGUAACGCUGUAGUUGCUGUCCGUGAGGCCACGCCACUCUCCUCAAAAACUCUCAGCAAGCGGCCAACCAUCACCGCAAAACAACCAUUCUUCAUGUCGGCUUCAUCAGAAGGCAGCUUGAUUGCAUAUGCUAGGAAGCUUUUGGCCUACAUAGACACCCAGAGAACAAAUUCUGUGAACGCCUUCCAUCUUCUAUCCGACAUUCUUUUCAACUUGUCGGACAGAGCCAACCAUAAUUUGACCUAUUCGCUGGCGAAAGCUGUCACUGAUCUGAAUGACCUGGAUAAAACGCUCCAGAAUAUCAUCGCUGGUUCUGAGGCCCCAUUGAAAGAUGCCAGCUCUAGUCCACGUCCAGUGAUUAUAGUCUUCGGUGGCCAGGAGAAUGAUUUCAUUGGUAUUUCGGAGGAUGCCGUGGAUAAAUCAGAAUUAUUACGGUCACAUCUAAAUGCAUGUGACGUUCAAUUACGAUUGCUUGGUCGUGGAAGCUUAUAUCCAGCUAUCUAUCGACGUGACGGCAUCCAGGAUCUGCCAACUCUCCAUGCAGUUCUCUUUGCAGCCCAGUAUGCGUCUGCUAAGGCCUGGAUUGAUAGUGGAAUGCGUGUCAGCGCCAUCGUAGGACAUAGCUUUGGCCAGUUGACGGCUUUGUGUAUAUCUGGAUCUUUGUCUAUCCAGGAUGCUAUGAAACUUGUGAUUGGCCGAGCAGAGCUGAUUGACAGCUCUUGGGGUAAAGAGCGGGGAUCUAUGAUCUCUGUACAAGCUGAUCAUACGGCUGUCAAAAGUAUUCUCAAUACCAUCAACGCCGAAUCGCCCGGCGACAAGCUAGAAAUUGCUUGCUUUAAUCACCCGACAAACCACGUGGUUGUGGGCACAAGUGAGGCUGUAGACGCUUUUGAACGUCACAUCUUCGACGACGACAGGCUUCACCAAACUAUUCGUACCAAACGACUGAGAGUCACACACGGCUUUCAUUCUGCCUUGACUGAAGAUAUUCUACCAGGACUUGAGAAGCUUGCAAACACCGUGGAAUGGAACAAGCCGAUAAUUCCAAUUGAGCUAGCAACGGAAGAGCAUAUCGAUCAGGAACCAGGCGCGUGGUUGAUUCCAUACCAUACGCGAAACCCUGUCUACUUCUCCUCAGCCGUUCAAAGGAUUGCUAAGAAGUUUCAAUCUUGCAUUUGGCUAGAAGCAGGUCAAGGAUCUUCCGUCAUGUCGCUGGUGAAAAACAGUCUCAAUGGUGAAGGCCAGCAACUCUACUGCCCGUCCUUUUUGAACGGACCCAACGCAAUUACGUCGGUGGCAGAGACUGUCGUAGAGCUAUGGAAAGCUGGCAUCCACGUGCAAUUCUGGCCCUAUCAUCGACGUGAACGAGGCCAUUUUGAGUACAAGAGCCUCCCUCCAUACCAAUUCGAGAAGACUAAGCACUGGCUCCCCUUUAUCGAUAAAGUCACUCUAGAGCCUACCCCAGACGCUACUACUGCAGCACAGAUUAACCCCAUCCAUGAAUUCAUAUCGUUCUUGGAAUUCUCAGAUUCAAGUAAGAAGGAGGCUACUUUCCUCAUCGAUCCUGAGAGUGAACGCUACAUGUAUUUGUUGAACGGUCACAUUGCGUCCAACCAAGCUCUUGCACCUGCAUCUUUGUACGUUGAACUGCUUUCUCGCGCUGCAAUUAUCUUGACACCGAAUGCAAGUUACGAAACACACGUUCUCAAUAUGGACUCCAUGCAAAUGAAAGGUGCACCUAUCGGUCUCGACUCGAAGAAGAACAUCUAUAUCAAGCUCACACGCAUCACGCCAGGCGUCGAUUACUGGAAUUUCGAGUUUUCUAGCAAGUUAAAGCAAGGUGGUGACGACGUUCAGAUUCAUGUAAUUGGCAAAGUUGGCCUCGGCAGACGAGACGAUCCUGUGCUGGCUGAUACGAUCAUGCAAUGGAGCGCUUUAAUUGGGUAUAAUAAGUGUCUUUCCAUCAUGAACUGCGAGGACGGAGAAAAGAUGCAAGGUAGACACAUCUACCAAGCCCUUCAGAGACUCAUUUUCUUUGACGAGAUGUAUCACGGCAUCAAGAGUAUUUCAUACCAGGGUCAUGAAGCUGCAGGAAAGGUCGCGGCGGACUUAGACCCUAAGCUUUCUCCUAACGAGGCACUGUAUGACACCCCGACUAUUGACGGCAUGAUGCAGUUCGCUGGUGUUCUCGUCAACUAUUUCGCACAUCCCAGUGGAAAAGACGUCCUACUCUGCCAGGGUAUUAACCGUAUCGUCACUGGUGGUGCGUUUGAUAUUACUGCUAGGGAGUGGAUCGCUUACUCACUCCUGACCGAAGACACCGAUGAGCGCACCGUCAGUGAUGUAUACAUCUUUGAUAAGAAGUCUCAGAAAGUUGUGAUUGCCUUCAUUGGAUUCGUCUUUACACGUACUUCUGUAUCGGUUUUGCAGCGAUCGCUUCGUAGUGUUAAUACUGGUGGAGCGGGUGCUAACCCUACCCCAGCACCCGUGGGAGCAGCUCCGAUACCAGGCGCUGUCUCUACGAUUCCUGCAGAAUCCAGUAAAGUGCCAAAGGUUAUGGAGGUAUUGCAUAACGUUACGGAUGUUCCUAUAGAUGAAAUCGCCCCCCAUUCAACACUCGAAGACCUUGGUAUCGACUCGCUCUUGGUGACGGAGGUCUUGAACGAGAUGCAAGUGGCCUUUGGGCUUGAGAUUGACCUCAACACAUUCUUGUUUUUCCCCAACGUCAAGGCUGUUUGCGAUCAUAUUGAUUCAGCUCUGGGGGUUAGCGCAGAUACAAGUACUCAAGCUGCUGCUGUAGUAGAGACAAAAUUAAACACCACUGCUGUUCAAAGCGUACCGACUCCUUCUCCUGAUGUUGAAUCGCGGCCAUCUUUACAACGGGCACAGAAGGUCUUUGCAAGCUACAGAGAUGCCUAUGAGAGAGCUGCCGUCAAGACGGGAGCUGUCACAUUCUGGGAAAAUUGCUACCCUCGGCAAGCCGCACUCGUACUCGCCUACGUCGUCGAGGCAUUCGCCAAAUUGGGCUGCGACAUGACUGUCCUCAAAGCUGGGGAUACUGCUCCUAUGAUUCCGCACCUACCUAGACACAAGCAACUUGUACGCCAACUUUACCGUGUGCUUGAAGAUUCUGGGCUUGUUGACGUGAACAAUCAAGGCCAGUUUGUCCGUACAACAAAGCUUGUCGAUCGUACGCCUGCCUCGGUUAUCUACGAGCACAUCAUUCCCGAGUUCCCGCUACAUACUAGUGUGCAUAAAAUUGUCCAAGUCGUUGGCUCAGACCUUGCAGAGUGCUUGACCGGCGAGAAGGAUGGCCUCCAGCUCGUCUUCGGCAAUAAGGAAAACAAGAAGACACUUGACGACCUGUACGAAAACUGGCCCCUCGUGCGCUCCGGCACGCUUGCGCUUGGAGAGUUCCUCGAGAAGGCCAUGGACAAGCCAAAUAAACCCGGAGUAUUCCGCAUUCUUGAAGUCGGUGCUGGCACAGGUGGUACGACCAAGUAUAUUGUCCGCCACUUGCAAAAGCUAGGCAUUCCUUUUGAGUAUGUCUUUACCGAUUUGUCUCCAUCGCUAGUUGCAGCAGCCAAGCGUACAUUCAAAGAUUGCCCCGAGAUGGAAUUCACGACCUUGGAUAUUGAGAAAGAACCCCAGGGAUCGUGGGUUGGGUCCUUCCACUUCAUUAUCUCUACGAAUUGCAUCCACGCGACAAGAAACUUGACCAUAUCGCUAACUUCGCUGCGCAAAAUGCUCCGCGAUGAUGGUGUUCUAACUCUGGUCGAGAUAACACAGAACAUGUUCUGGUUGGACAUUGCAGUGGGACUGUUCGAAGGAUGGUGGCUGUUUGAGGACGGCCGCGAGCAUGCGGUAACACCUGAGUGGCUUUGGAAAGAGCACAUGAUCCGGGCAGGAUUUAAUGCAGUAGACUGGACGGACGGUGAAGAGCCUGAGGCACGCACUAUUCGUGUCAUUGCGGGCUUUCCAACGAGUUUGAGUGCUUAA